AUGACAAAAAAAACAAAUUUAAAAUUAAAAUCAAUUUCUCAAUAUGAAAAUAUUUAUAAAUUUAUAUCAAAUAAGAAGAAUGAGAUAGGUAUAAAUGAAUUAGAGGAAACUGAGUUACUUUUAAAAGAGAGGAAGUAUUAUCCAGUAAUAAAGAGUGGGUUUCAGUGUCUUAGAUCAAGACAAAAAAUAAAAAAUAGAUUAAAAACAGUAUUGACACCUAUUAGUAAUCAUAUUAAAAAUUCAAUAAUCGGAUAUUGCCAUGGAAGUAAUCACUAUAGUAUAACUAAAACAAUAAAAAUUCUUCGAUCACUUCGUUUUAUCUGGAAUGGUUACACAAUUGACUCAAUAAAUUUUGUUAAAAAUUGCACAAUAUGUUUGGCUAAAAAAUCAAUAAAAAACUCUCAACCUCCAAAAACUAAAGAACCAACAAAAAUCAUAAUAAAAUCAACCAUCCAAACAAGAUCAAGAUUAAAAAAUGCCUCUCCACCAAAACUCCAAGUUACUAAACCCCUAAAAGAUUAUUUUGAAAGGAAUAAAAAUAAAAUAACAACAACAAAAAGAAAUAAUAAUAUUGGAUUUCAAAUUAAUACUAAUCUCAUUAAUAAUAAUAUAAAAAUAACUAAUACAAAUAAUAUUAAUAAUAAUUAUAAUAAUUUAAAUAAUCAUAUAAAUAAUAAUUUAAAUAAUAUAAAUAAUAAAAAUAAUAAUAAUAAUAAUAAUAAUAAUAAUAAUAAUAAUAAUAAUAAUAAUAAUAAUAAUAAUAAUAAUAAUAAUAAUAAUAAUAAUAAUAAUUUAAAUUUGAACAUUAAUAAUUUAAUUAAUAAUUAUAAUUCUAAUAAUAAUGAAAAAUUAGAUAAAAGACAAAAACAAGAAAAAAAUAAUGAGAAUAAUAAUGGAGAUUUAAGAUUAAGGACACCGCCAGGGCCUCCUUCAACCUCAUCAAUUUCUGAAAACUUUUUAGUGAACUCUUCCAAUUUAAUACAUUCACUAGCAUUGAAUCCAAUCAAUAAUAAUAAUUUUAAAAAUAAUAAUAAAAAUAAUAAUAAUAUAAAUAAUAAUAAUAAUAAUAGUAAUCAUAAUAAUAAUAAUAAUAAAAAUAAUAAAAAUAAUGAUAAUAAUAACAAUAAUAGUAAUAAAGAUUUUGGCCAAAGUGAAAUAAAGAAAGCCAUUGCUAAUGAAAUUUAUAAAAGUCCUUCAGCCUUUAUAAAAAAACAAAAAAUUGAAGAUAUAAUUAUAAAUAAAAGAAAAACCAACAAUAAUGAUAAUAAUAUUAUUAAUAAUAAUAACAACAUUAAUAAUAAUUAUAAUAAAAAUGAUUAUAAAACUCAAACUACAACUACAAAUAUAACAAAUAAUAAUGUUGAGUCCAAACAACCACAAGAAAUUACUGCACCUCCAAACUCACAAAUUUGUUGUUCUCAAAUAGUUGAAGAAACUACUAUAUUAAAAAAAUUUGUUUAUCUUAUUAAAAAAUAUUGGUGA
Messenger RNA from Dictyostelium discoideum AX4, 1482 nucleotides. RefSeq lists its product as hypothetical. The transcript has a single exon. The record is from RefSeq and is a predicted model, not a curated record. The coding region runs from base 1 to 1482 and encodes 493 amino acids. Lineage: Eukaryota; Evosea; Eumycetozoa; Dictyosteliales; Dictyosteliaceae.